Molecule: messenger RNA, 276 nt
Organism: Vairimorpha ceranae
Lineage: Eukaryota; Fungi; Microsporidia; Nosematidae
Product: dna-directed rna polymerase ii
Exons: 1
Coding region: 1-276 (91 amino acids)
Biological process (GO): DNA-templated transcription
Cellular component (GO): RNA polymerase II, core complex
Molecular function (GO): DNA-directed RNA polymerase activity; protein dimerization activity
Source: RefSeq, a predicted model, not a curated record
AUGUCUGUGGAAAUAAAUUAUGAUAAAAAUAUAAAAAAUACAAUAGAACUUAAAGUAGAGAAAGAAACACAUAGUCUUGGUAGUAGUUUGUCAGAUAAACUUUGUAAAGAUAAAAGAUGUAUUUUUAGUUCUUACAAAGUAUGCCAUCCUAAAGAUGAUUUUAUGUUUCUUAGAGUAAGUUGUGAUGAUGCUAUUUCAGUUAAAGACUGUAUUGUAGAAAAUCUUGUUGAUCUUGAGAAUAUAACACAAGAUCUUAUUAAUCAGAUUAGUAAUUAA